Molecule: messenger RNA, 4896 nt
Organism: Trachemys scripta elegans
Lineage: Eukaryota; Metazoa; Chordata; Testudines; Emydidae
Product: zinc finger protein 271-like
Exons: 5
Coding region: 1109-2221 (370 amino acids)
Biological process (GO): regulation of transcription by RNA polymerase II
Molecular function (GO): RNA polymerase II cis-regulatory region sequence-specific DNA binding; DNA-binding transcription factor activity
Source: RefSeq, a predicted model, not a curated record
GGGAAGGCGGCACCAAUCUGUUUCUGCUUCUCUUCCUGGGUCAGAUCCUCCAUUGUGAGCUGGGAGCCCGGACUUAGCAGCGAGGGGAGAGACCGGCAUUAACCCCCCCUCUGUGCCUAACCCAGGUGGGGACUUUCUCUGGUGGCUGGAACCAGCCCCCUGGGGCAGCCCCGGGCUCUGCUGACCUCAGCUGGAGACUCCAGAUGUCGGUGACCUUUGAGGAGGUGGCUGUGUAUUUCACCCAGGGGCAGGGGGCUCUGCUGGGCCCUGCUCAGAGAGCCCUCUACAGGGACAUCAUGCAGGAGAACUACGAGACAGUGAACUCGCUGGAGGAGUAACCCAGUUGUAAUGGAUCACUGAGCACCAGGGGCUCACUUCAGAGAAGGAAAACUUGCAGACAGCAGGUGAAGAGAUGCUGAGUGAGAAUGAAGAGGAGAAUCUCCAGUAGGGAACCCCUAAGCAAGUGGGACGUUAUCAGGAAGAUCUAAAUGGAAUGGUUCCUGGAGCAUUGACCACGGAUAAUCUUGUGAGAAUCAUUACAGGUCAGAGGGACAGCAGAGAAACCAAUUGUGGAAGGAAGUAAUUAAAUCUAUUACUUGUGGGGAAUGGUGCAAAGACCUCAAGAAAACCACAGCCCAGCAGAGAAUCCACACACAAGAGAAAAAAAACACACACAACGCACGGCAAAAACUUCAGUUCGAGAUUGCACUUUAUUAGACACCAGAAAACCCACACAGGAGAGAGACUCUAUAAAUGCUUUGUGUGUGGAAAAAGAUUUAGUGACAACUCGCACCUUAUUGGACAUCAAAGAAUUCACACAGGUUUGGCAUCAGAAGCACACUUUAUUACGCAUUAGAGAAUACCCACACAGGAGAGAAACCAUACAAAUGAAUUUAUGGUGAGAAAACAUUUUUUUUCAGCGCUCACAUCACAGAAUCCAUACAGGAGAGAAAACACAUAAAUGCCAGGCCUGUGGGAUAAAUUUAAAUCGGAGGUCAAACCUAGCUUGAUAUCAGAGAGCUCAUACAGGAGAGACGCCCUAUAAGUACCUUACUGUGGGAAAAAUUGUAGUGACAACUCACAACUUAUUACACAUCAAAGUGCCCAUAUGGGUGAGAGACCCUAUAAGUGCUUUGACUGUGGGAAACGUUUCCUUCAGAGCGCACAUCUUAUUGCGCAUCAGCGAACCCAUACAGGAGAAAUGCCCUAUAAAUGCCCCGACUGUGGGAAAAGCUUUAAUCGAAGUUCAAACCUGGAGAGACACCAGAUAGUCCACCUACAAGAAAAACCACAUAAAUGCUUUGACUCUGGGGAAAAGGUUAGUGAUAAGUCACAACUUGCUCCACAUCACAGAAGCCACUCAGAAGCAAAACCGUAUGUAUGCAAGGACUGCGGGAACAGUUUCAUUCAGAGCUCAGAUCUUAUUGUGCAUCAGAGAGUUCAUACAGGAGAAACACCCUAUAAAUGCCCCGACUGUGGGAAAAACUUCAGUCGAAGUUCAAAUCUUACUAGACAUCAGAGAACCCACACAGGGGAAAAAACCCAUAAAUGCCUGGACUGUGGGAAAAGUUUCAUUCAGAGCUCAGAUGUUAUUGUGCAUCAGAGAAGUCAUACAGGAGAAACGCCCUAUAAAUGCCCCGAUUGUGGGAAAGGCUUCAAUCGAAGUGCAAACCUUACUAGACACCAGAGAAUCCACAUAGGAGGAAAAGUGCCUACCAGCCUCGACUCUGGGGAAAAGGUUAGUGAUAAUUCACAACUUACUACACAUCACAGAAGCCACACAGGAGUGAAACCGUAUGUAUGCAAGGACUGUGGGAACAGUUUCAUUCAGAGCUCAGAUCUUAUUGUGCAUCAGAGAGUUCAUACGGGAGAAACACCCUAUAAAUGCCCCGACUGUGGGAAAAACUUCACUCGAAGUUCAACCCUUACUAGACAUCAGAGAACCCACAGAGGGGAAAAAACCCAUAAAUGCCUGGACUGUGGGAAAAGUUUCAUUCAGAGCUCAGAUCUAAUUGUGCAUCAGAGAAGUCAUACAGGAGAAACGCCCUAUAAAUGCUCUGACUGUGGGAAAUAUUUCACUCGGAGUUCCAACCUUACUAGACAUCAGAGAAUCCACACGGGGGAAAAACCCCAUACAUGCCUGGAGUGUGGGAAAAGUUUCAUUCAGAGCUCAGAUCUUAUUGCGCAUCAGAGAAUCCACAUGAGAGGGGAAAAACCAUAAAAGGCUCCACUUGUGAGCAAAAGUUUAGUAACAAAUCACAUCUUACCACAGACUGGAUGACCGAUGUUGGAAAAAGCCCUUAUUAAUCCCUGGAUUGUGGGAAAAGUUUCCGUCAGAGUUCAGUUCAUAUUUCACAUUAAAGGAUCCACAUGGUAGAGCGACUGUAUACAUACUCCAAAUGUGUGAAAUGUUUCAUUGACAGCUCACAGCUUUGUAUACAUCAGAUAGUCCAUGCAGGAGAGAGACCCUAUAAAUCAGUGGUUCUUAACCUUUCCAGCCGACUGUCCUCCUUUCAGGAGCCUGAUUUGUCUUGCAUACCCCAAGUUUCACCUCACUUAAAAAUGACUUGCUUACAGAAUCAGACAUAAACACACAUCCUCUCCCAAGGCCCCCUCCCUCCUGCCUGUGGGGUGUGUCUACACAACAGUGUAGGUCUGACCUCAUAUUCAUGCCCAACCCCCAAUUCCGUCUAUACACAAAUUUGCCUGACUUAGGCCAAUAAGCCCUUGGAACCUGGGCCCUAGGACCCGAAAAGGGGGGUGGGUGGGUUUGAGCCCAAGUCCUAUUGGAACUCGGGGUUCACACUGUAUCAUUUUGCAGUGAGGACUUAGCUAGGGCCCAGGUCUUCAGACUUGUGUUCUGGGUAUCCACUAGUGCUACCCUACAAUCCCAUGGGCCACUUGGUGUUUGGCCCUGCCAUUGUUUUCUCUGACCCCUGAGCUGCAAACAGAGAGAUCUCCGGUGUUAGCUACAGCCACCGGUAAGAGGAAGGCCUUUGCCCAGUGCGUCGGCCAUGGGACCACCAUCAGAUUCUGAUCCAUCUGUGGUGUGAGGCAAGCCAGACAUUUGAGGUCAGUCGGAGCAACGGAAAUGACCAGGUGUACCAGAAAAUAGCGGGCAGCCUGGCAGAGUUGGGGAUUAAACAGACCCGUGACCAGUGCAGGGAGCCAGGGCUGGCUUUAGGGGUGGGCGGGCUGGGCCACUGCCCAGGGGGUGCUGUGCUCAGGAGGGCGCCGUGCUGGUCCCUCCCCCCCACCUGACCUGCCGACAGCUAGUGGGCUUAGAGGCAGCCAGUUAGGUGCAGCAGCGCCUGGAGAGGGCAGACGGACUAAGCUGUAGGGGGGGCAGCUGGACCAGCCUUAGGAUGACCAGAUAGCAAGUGUGAAAAAUCAGGACAGGAGGUGGGGGUUUAUAGGUGCCUAUAUAAGAAAAAGCCCCCAAAAUCAGGACUGUCCCUAUAAAAUCGGGACAUCUGGUCACCCUAACCAGCCUGGUAAUUCCGCCAAAGCAGGGAUGCCCCUCCUCCCCCGCUGCCCUGCUCCACUGGGUCUACAGCCACUGCUGCUUCUGCCACCCCCACUCCCACCCCCAUGGAGUCACCCCAGCCAAGCUCGGGACCUGGAGCCUGCCUCCUGUCUGCUGUGCAGCGUGGGGGUGGGGCUGGGGGGCUCUGAUCUCAGGGUGUUCCCCUCCCCACACCUGCGUACCGAGUCUCUGCUGAGCUGGGGGUCAAGGGGAGCAUGUGUGUGCUGGUGUCUCUGGGUGCGGAGUGGGUGCUGUCGAUGCUGUUGUUCCAGGUCCUGAAUGCGCUGCUUAAAGAGACACACUCACUCUGGCACACUCACACUUCCCCGAUACACACACACAGACACACAGUCUCUCAGACACUUCCCCAACACACACACACACACACAGACUCUCUCACUCCCCCAACACACACACACACACACACACACAGACUCUCUCACUCCCCCAACACUCUCGCGCACACACGCGCAUAAUAUUGUUGUUCUUGUUGUUACUUCUUGGUACUUCAAGGCACCUAUAUUCUUUGUAAUUUUAUUCUUUCCAAGUUCGUUAAGGAUCACAGUGCUGUUAUUUUAGUUUUUUAACUGGUCUGUGCAUUUCAUCAUUUUUUUUUCUCUUAUGCUUAAAUUUAAUUCUUUGAGUAGUGAGUUCUAAAAUCCUAACCUGUCCUGGCGGGAGUACUUAUCAUUAGUACUUUUAUUACCAGAUCGUGCUUUGUCAUUCAUUAUUUAAAGUAGUACAAUCAAAUAAAAGUGCCCUCCUAGAAUGUAAAUGUAGCUUGUAGUCACCUGAGCAACGCCAGUUCAACAAAAAAAAUUAGCUAAACACAUAACUGUAGACACUGUGCAGAUGAAGGGCACUUAUUUUCAAAUGGUAUUUUUAGUUAUAUCUGUAAAAUAACUUCAAAUUAAUAGGAAAAUAAAUGCGGUUCCGAGUCUGAUACUAAUAGUAAUGAUGGAGUCAAAUGUUAGUGAGUCACGUACGUGAUUGCGAUCGGUAAAUAUAAACGCCAAAAUAAUUAGAAAACUAAAUUCCCGUUCUUAAUAAAAGAGGGGGAAAACCCUUACUCGCAUAUGUUAAAAUUAAGUAAAUACGUUUUGAGUGGAGUAUAAAACAAUUGACUAAAAUAGAGGAGAUAGUGGCAGUAACACACUGGGUCUGUUAGAGAAAGCAAGCAGAUUUUAAGCAGAUUUUAUUUAUUUUUAUUUCUGUCUCCUAAAGAUAAUCUGCAAAGUAUCACACUUGUGUUUCUGAUGCCUGUGUUAAAGUUCCAGAACUGAUCCCUCAAGGCUUGGGAUUGGGAAUAUCUUGCUGUAUCGUCUCCUGAUUGUUCUAAACUUCCAUAUAAACUUAAAAUGUGGCUUUAA